GCGGAAAGGGAGGAGGCAAGGAGAGCAGUCCUUCUCGCCCUCUGCCCCCGCUCGCCUCUCUGCCACCUCCUUUCUGCCGCUCAAAAGAGAGAGGAAGUUUUCGCCUCGGGAUGCCGCUGGCUGCCUUUCCGCUGCUAGUCUAGUCCCUUCCUCCGAGCAGCCUCCUCUCUCUCUCGAGCUUCUCUUCUCUUCCCUUUCCUUGUGGCGAGGGAGAAGGAAGAAGAGAGCGUAAGGUGGCUUUCUGGGGGGAUAGAUUCCAUUCCUUGGAAGAGGAGGAGGAGAAGUAGUGGGGAAUUGGGUAGCUAGGCCAGAUCAAUUGCUUUCUCUCGAUUCUCCUCGCCUUUUCUCCGACUUUUCUCCCCCGUGGUUGGUUGGUUGGCUGUUCCUUGCUUGCGAGGGGGUUCUUGGUUCUUGGCGCAGAAAGGAACGACAGAUCAGUCGGUCGGUCAGUCGUCCAGUCCCCUGUUCUAGUGGCGAGUGAAGUGACGAGCGUGGUUUCUUGGGAGUUUGGAGCCGGUGAGGAAGGAGGAGAACGAAGAUGGCCGCCGCACCGCCGCCCAAGGCCGACGAGCUGCAGCCGCAUCCGCCCAAGGAGCAGCUCCCCAGCGUGUCGUUCUGCAUCACAAGCCCGCCGCCAUGGCCCGAGGCCGUGAUUCUAGGAUUUCAGCAUUUCAUAGUCAUGCUGGGCACCACCGUCAUCAUACCAAGCGCGCUUGUUCCUCAAAUGGGAGGUGGAAAUGAGGAGAAAGCCCGGGUAAUCCAGACGCUCUUGUUCGUCGCCGGCAUAAACACCUUACUGCAAACCUUCUUCGGGUCUCGCCUCCCCGUCGUCAUGGGUGGCUCCUACACCUUCGUCGCGCCGACCAUCUCCAUCAUCUUGGCCGGGCGCUACGACAAUGAGACAGACCCUCACGAGAAAUUCCUACGGACGAUGAGGGGGACACAAGGCGCUCUCAUAAUCGCGUCGACGAUCCAGAUCAUCCUUGGCUUCAGCGGCCUCUGGCGCAAUGUUGUCAAAUUGCUGAGCCCAUUGUCUGCAGUUCCUCUUGUUUCGCUUGUCGGAUUUGGGCUUUAUGAGCUUGGCUUCCCAGCGGUAGCCAAGUGCGUGGAAAUUGGUCUUCCAGAACUCAUCCUGAUGGUCGCAUUUUCUCAGUAUUUGCCUCAUGUGCUGCAUUCUGGGAAGGGUGUCUUCGGCCGGUUUUCUGUUCUUUUCACCGUCUCAAUCGUGUGGCUGUACGCAUACAUCCUCACAAUCAGUGGCGCCUACAAGAACGUCAAGCUGAAGACGCAGGCGCAUUGCCGCGUCGAUCGUUCAGGGCUGAUCGGAGGAGCUCCAUGGAUAAGCGUUCCGUAUCCGUUUCAGUGGGGGGCUCCUACAUUCGAUGCUGGGGAAUGUUUUGCAAUGAUGAUGACUUCAUUCAUUGCCAUUGUAGAGUCCACUGGAGCCUUCAUUGCUGCUUCAAGGUAUGCAAGUGCGACGAUGAUACCUCCAUCGAUCGUUAGUCGGGGAAUUGGUUGGCAGGGCAUCGGUAUCUUGCUUGAUUCAUUCUUUGGAACAGCCAAUGGAACCUCAGUUGCAGUGGAGAAUGUUGGUUUACUUGCCGUGACACAUGUUGGCAGCAGGAGAGUCGUGCAAAUAUCUGCGGGCUUCAUGAUUUUCUUCGCUGUCCUAGGAAAAUUUGGAGCCCUGUUCGCGUCCAUUCCACUGCCUAUAUUUGCUGGCAUGUACUGUGUUUUCUUCGCAUAUGUCGGUGCCUGUGGUCUGAGCUUCCUCCAGUUCUGCAACUUGAACAGCUUCAGGACCAAGUUCAUCCUGGGCUUCUCCUUCUUCAUCGGCAUAUCAGUUCCUCAGUACUUCAACGAGUACGCCUCCGUCUCGGGCCAUGGCCCGGUGCACACGGGCGCAAGAUGGUUCAACGACAUGAUCAACGUGCCCUUCUCGAACAAGCCGUUCGUGGCGGGGCUGGUGGCCUACUUCCUGGACAACACGAUGCACCUGCACCAGAGCGCGGUGAGGAAGGACAGGGGCUACCACUGGUGGGACAAGUUCAGGAGCUUCAAGAAGGACGCCAGGAGCGAGGAGUUCUACUCCCUGCCCUUCAACCUCAACAAGUUCUUCCCUUCCGUCUGAUCGUCGUGUCGCGGGAGAAGGGCGCUGUCGAUCCACUUGUUGGUGCAUUGGCUGAACAUGGUCCUGCUAGCUUGAUCUGUCGAGUUUUCGUGGUGCCGCUGUGCGUCAGUUUUGUGUAUUUAUGGACGAGAUGGACUGAUUGGACCAGUGGGGACGCCAUGUUCGUUUUUUGGUUCUGCGCGGAUCAACGUCUCAUAAGUGAUACCUGUUGUUAAUCUGUGGAUGUACAUGCUGCUUCCCUAGCCCAGGAAGAAAAGAUCAUCACUAGUAUGGUGGCUUAUAAUGCUAGUAAUUUAUUUCCUAGAAAUUAAAGAGAGAAGCGUUCAGUUUU
This is a messenger RNA of Aegilops tauschii subsp. strangulata, 2462 nucleotides long. Its product is annotated as nucleobase-ascorbate transporter 6. Gene Ontology annotation, cellular component: membrane. Gene Ontology annotation, biological process: transmembrane transport. Lineage: Eukaryota; Viridiplantae; Streptophyta; Magnoliopsida; Poales; Poaceae. The record is from RefSeq and is a predicted model, not a curated record. Gene Ontology annotation, molecular function: transmembrane transporter activity.